Molecule: messenger RNA, 1553 nt
Organism: Gamsiella multidivaricata
Lineage: Eukaryota; Fungi; Mortierellomycota; Mortierellomycetes; Mortierellales; Mortierellaceae
Product: putative tryptophanyl-tRNA synthetase
Exons: 7
Coding region: 1-1284 (427 amino acids)
Biological process (GO): mitochondrial tryptophanyl-tRNA aminoacylation
Cellular component (GO): mitochondrion; mitochondrial matrix
Molecular function (GO): ATP binding; tryptophan-tRNA ligase activity
Source: RefSeq, a predicted model, not a curated record
AUGAUGCUCUGGUUCGUCCUUGCCUCGCUGGCUCAUCACUAUGCACCUUUGAAGCUCCGUGCUCUCGAUGUUCAGCUUCCGGAACUUGCCAAUCGACUGGACUUUACCGACACCUUCAUCGCAAUGACUCCCGUUGCAAGAUCACUGAGCUCAGCAAGGAAUGUCCUUUGCAGACUCCAGGGUAGCGAACUGUGCAAGCCGAAAUACACUCGUACCUUCGCUACGCAGAAGGAUGUGAAAUCCAAGGCCACAAAGCCCAUUAUCUUUAGCGGGAUUCAGCCUACAGGACAGCCUCACCUCGGCAACUAUCUCGGUGCCAUCUCAAACUGGGUCGCACUUCAGGAACAGGCGCAUCUCGACAACGAAACCCUGCUCUUCAGCAUCGUGGAUCUUCACGCCAUCACGCUGCCACAGGACCCCAUAAAGCUCAGGAAGGAACGGCGUGAAAUGGCCAUCACAUUGCUGGCCUGCGGAAUCGAUCCAAAGAAGUGCAUCCUCUUUGAGCAAUCUCGCGUGUCAGGACACUCGGAGUUGACAUGGAUACUGAACUGCAUGACACCUGUUGGCUGGUUAACCAGAAUGACACAGUGGAAGGCAAAACUCGGUGUUGCAAGGGGCGUUCAGAGCCUUGAAGAUGCCAGUGCUACAGCAGCAUUAAAGCUGGGGCUCCUCGCGUAUCCAGUUCUUAUGGCAUCGGAUAUCCUUUUAUACAAGGCUACCAAAAUCCCAGUGGGCGAGGAUCAGAUCCAGCAUCUGGAGCUCGCUCGCGAUAUCGCCGUUACGUUCAACAAGACCGUCCAUAAGCCCUUUUUCCCUCUUCCGCGGCCCAUUAUCACGGAGGCAAAGAGGGUGAUGUCGCUGCGGGAUCCUUCCAAGAAGAUGUCGAAAUCCGACAAGUCGGACCAGUCGCGGAUCAACCUUGUCGAUACCCCUGAAGUCAUCUCCUCCAAGAUCAAACGUGCUGUAACGGACUCAGUCCGCGGUAUUUCCUAUGACAGAACCGAGAGACCCGCGGUCGCGAACCUGAUCGAGAUUUACGCAGCGCUGAAGCGCAUGAGCGUUGAGGAUGUUGUGAAGGAACAUGCAGAGUCAUCGAGUGCUGUGUUCAAGGAAGCACUGGUCGAUGUUUUGGUCUCGUCGCUAAAGCCCAUUCAGGAGGAGAUGGCCCGUUUGGAUAAAGAGGAUGCGUAUGUGCAGUCAGUGCUCAGAGAUGGGGCAGAAAGAGCCUCAGAGCUUGCACGCCCUAAUCUGCAGGAGAUCAAGACCCUGAUGGGGCUUUGCUAGUCAUAGCGCCUUGUAGUGAAUCAAAUUCGUAUAAAGUCGCAUGCUCGCGGUACAGCUGCCUGCCCUGUGGAGGCGUUCUUGUUUAUUUGUACUCAGCUCAGGAUCGAGAGCAUGGUCGAUUUUAGUGGCAAAAUGUUUUUUCGAUGUGGUCUGUGCCCACAUUUCAAAUCAGAUCGGGCCUUUGGCGCCAGACCCCGUACGACCACUGGGGCUGUCAAGAGCGCAGCGGGGAAUCAUUCGCGGCGCUGGCAUCGAGUGCCUGUUCCCUC